Durotheca rogersii is the source of this 775-nucleotide messenger RNA. RefSeq lists its product as uncharacterized. Bases 141 to 608 code for a protein of 155 amino acids. NCBI's taxonomy places the organism in Eukaryota, Fungi, Ascomycota, Sordariomycetes, Xylariales, Xylariaceae. The transcript has a single exon. The record is from RefSeq and is a predicted model, not a curated record.
CCUCAUCGCCCUCUCUCCCAAAAUAUGCCUUGAGGUGUCUUCAUCCCCUGUUCCCAAAACCUAACAAUUCUGAAGAUUCGCGUAUACGUAUAUGCCUUAGUACCGUAUAUCCCUCUCGACGUUCACCAAGGUCAUCGGAGAUGCCCAAAACGGACUACCGGCUCCUACGAGCCCGCAGGCGUGUCUCGAAGACGACGUACCAGCUGUUCAAUCGUAAGACAGGCUGCCACGGGACUGUGGUGCAGAACACCUCAAACGGUCGGUCAACAGUGACAGUCUACCAUGGAACCAAUUGCCGAUGUCUUGAUAUACGUAUGAGCGCCCUCGCCGAGCACGCUCAAAGGCGAUACAAGCGACGCCAUAUCAAGGCCACGCGGCGCGAUGACCUCCUCAUAGCCAUAAAACUCCGUCUGCCGAAGAUGGGCAUUCGCUAUAAGAUGCCCGUGAGUAUAAAGCCUACCAGUACCGGUGCGGCCGACUCCAAAGAAGACGACAAUGACGACCAGCCCGUCAGGGUCCUCGAUGAGAUGGGUAACGGCCAAGUGCUCGUCGAAGAAUGGAAAAGCGCCGAGGCCUGGCGUCGAAGGACGAUAUGGAAGGACUGGUAAUUCUCGAUGCCGUAGGCUUUGUUUGGCAGUGAUACUGAUCUCCUCCACCUGCCAGCAUAACGUAUAGGCGAAAAGGUAAGUUGGGAUCGAAAGCAAGUGAAGUGGCGGUUUCGAUAUAGUAAGGUAUAGAGACUCGGAUUUCUUGUGGAAAUAUACCGCUCGAGGUU